Molecule: messenger RNA, 2119 nt
Organism: Aedes albopictus (Asian tiger mosquito)
Lineage: Eukaryota; Metazoa; Arthropoda; Insecta; Diptera; Culicidae
Exons: 1
Coding region: 1-675 (224 amino acids)
Source: RefSeq, a predicted model, not a curated record
AUGAUGAUCACCAGCAGUAGCAGCAUUACCAACAGCAUCAGCAGCAGUAUCCAUUCCGGCGGUUCAGCGGCAAGUGUCAGCGCUUCCUGGAGCCUGACACCGACGUCACCCUCGGGGACAGGCAAAAAGUCAUCCUCUUCUUCUUCUUCCGGUUCGAGUGCUCCGGCCGCUAUUGUCAGUAGUAGCAGUAGCGGAUUCUCGUCACCAACGAACCCUCUAAACUUCGACAAGAAAGCUCUGUCCUCCUGCCGGUACCAGCAAGAAAAGGCCGAUUUCUAUCAGGACGCAUCUAGUCGAAUGCUGGCCCAAGCAUCAUCUUCAGCUUACUCGUUCCAGGAAUCAGCCCUUGCCGCGGCCGCUGCUGCUGCAGCCGCUGCCCAGCAGCAACAACAACAACAAGCUCAACAAGCCGCCGUGGCUGCCGCCGCUGCUCAACAAGCGGCCGCUGCUGCUGCUGCCGCCCAGCAACUAACGGCGGCCAGCAGUGCGUCCAUUUUCUCACCACAUUUCGCCCCCGGAUCGUACGUAACCGGUCCGAUGCAGGUCGGAUCGUAUGAUAGCUCGGCCGUAACGGCCGCUCGCUCUUGUGCUCUGCCGUCACCCACCAUUUAUCCGCCGACCCCCCCACCCUCGGCACCCUGGAUACACCCUUGGUAUAGCGGCGAUACCUUUUAGUCAGUAGCAUCUAGCAGUAUUGAAACUUCGUUUUUAAUCGUAACCAAACUCUUUCAAAUUACUGUUGAAAUAAAACUUUCCAUGGAAAUAACGACUAAUUUUCAUAAUUUAGUGUCAAAUUGUAGAAAACAAGGAUCAAAGGUCCUUAUUCUGAAACCAAAAAUUCUCAGUAUCCGGUACAUCCAAGCACAAAUCCGUAGAACCGCAGCUCUAUCCAACUUAACGUGAGACAAACAAUUGAACAAGUAAUUGUGUAACCAAAAAGAAGCAUUAGCAGUUAAUCGAACUACAUGAAAUGUCAACAGGUUAUGCUCUCCAUGCUUCCUAUCUACAGAAGUGAUCCGAAACCGACGACAUCGAUCGGCAUUUUUCCCAUUUCAACACACAAUUACUCUCCCUAUCCAAAAUUUGAUUGUUCUUCUACGCAUUCAAAACAAAAAAAAAAUGCUAUCCAAACGUCAUAAAUUGAGAUAUCGAAAACUAAAGUUACUACUACUUGUAUUUUAAAGCUAAACUUGAGAAGCAAGAGAAGGAAACUCAAUUCACUAAUAAGCAUUAAACUGUACAUUUAGGAAUAAAAAGAAAUUUGUGAAGGACAGCGAAUCCUUAGAAAAUAAUUCUCGCAGGAAAAGAUACAGAGAGAAGAUGGGAAACAUUAUUGUAAUGUAACUUAGCAAGAAAGCGCAAAAACAUGAAAAGAACUGAAUAGACUUGAGAAGCGAUUCUCCCCCCUAGCGCCAGUCGGACGGAAGGAGGGUAGAAGAAAACUUACAUCUGUAGUAGGAAAAAAAAUCGAUUGGCGAAGAUGCGAAAUGAAAAAAAUAAGAGUUGAAAGCAAUUCGUUUUAGCUUUUUCGUCGUUAUACUCUAGAAAGCGAAACUCGCUUCCCCUCCCGCUGCUGCUCAGUGCGGAGUUAUUCGCAGUCGAUGAUAGGUGAACACUGUCCAAUUCGAUCGAAUUCUUUUUAUGCAUUAAGUAGGAAAUGAAACCGUAAUUAUUGUACAUUUAGUUAUGCCUAACCUAUUUAAGCAGAUAUUCGAGGGUUGAUAGCGCAGGGAUCUGUUUGUAGUAAUAGCGAGUGAUGAGAACUGAACGUACGAAUGAGAAUAAAGUCCCAGUAGGUUGUAAGAAAAAAAAAACACAGAGGAGGUGUGCAAACGGUUUACAUUCUGUUAUAGAGUCAGAACUCUAGCGAUGUUUUAGUUUUGAUUGAACAAAAAAGAGAAAUAAAUUAUAUGUUUUUAUUUAUUUUUAUGAUUACGAAAACAUGAAAGCAUCAUCAUGCACUCUUUAGUUGUAACGCUACAAACUGUAUACCCGUUGAGGAAAAAGGCUACUUGUUUAUAUUAAAUAUGUCUCAACUAUCAGACGAGAAGAAAAAUAAAAUACGCUAUCAGUGUAACGUAAUUCUUCUAGUAGAAGGAUCUCGUGAAUCAAACUAUAA